UGCUUGUGUUGUGCUUGAUUAUCAAUGCCGCCAACUGUUUUCGUCGUAUAUGGUUGUCAUGGAUAAAUACGUAAUCAAAGCGAAGAGGAAGCAUGCAAGCGAAGAAAGUAACGGUGGAAGAAAGACUUUUAAAGAAGAGGAUACGAGUGAAAAGGAAGAUAAUAGUAAUUCUUCUCAAAAAUGGUUGAACCCCAUCAUAUCUGGGGGGAAAAUCGACGAAGUUGGCAUGGCCUCGAUUUACGAGGAUGUUGACUUGAGUUUUCCCGGCACAGAAUCGUCGUCUCUGAAUUGGCAGACCAUUCGGAGAGAUAAUUUAGAUCUGCAGUAUACUAUAUUGUUCAAAAAUAGUAUUGGGCGAUCCCUUAUUAAAAUAUUUGAAAAGGAAUUUGAGUACUUUUCAGGUAACUUAGCCAGAGUCAAGGUAUUUGGCAAGUGGUGUGACAUCCCCAGGAAACAGGUAACAUAUGGAGACCCAGGAUUGACAUACAAGUAUAGUGGCAUAAUAACCCCAGCAAAACCUUGGCCAAAAUCUCUGAAGGCGGUACGAGACCUUGUGAACAGGGUCACGGGAUAUGAUUAUAAUUUUGUGCUUGUCAACAGAUACAAAGAUGGCAGUGAUAAAAUGGGAGAGCACAAAGAUGAUGAGAAGGAUUUGGAUCACAACACACCAAUUGCUUCACUUAGCCUUGGCCAGUCUCGUGACUUUUACUUCCGUCACCAGGAUGCCAGGCCACCCAAAAGCAUGAAGAUAGAAAAAGUCAGUCUGCUUCUUGAACAUGGAAGUCUGCUGUUGAUGAAUCCACCAACAAAUAAUUUUUGGUAUCAUGCUCUGCCCCCUCGAAAGUCUGCAGGAGGACUCCGCAUUAAUCUCACGUUUCGAAAGAUUUUACGAAAAUGACAUGUUAAUGUGUAUGGAUAGCACAGUGUGUGUUCUUGAUUUGUCACAACUCAUAAAUCAUCCUUCACUCUUGUGUAAAGAUUCUCUUAUGAUAUUCUUAAGUACUUUGUCAGCUUGUUUGCUAAUAUACUGAAAUUAAUUGUAAUAAAGGAAAUAAAAGGA
Penaeus chinensis is the source of this 1060-nucleotide messenger RNA. Its product is annotated as DNA oxidative demethylase ALKBH2-like. The coding region runs from base 50 to 898 and encodes 282 amino acids. NCBI's taxonomy places the organism in Eukaryota, Metazoa, Arthropoda, Malacostraca, Decapoda, Penaeidae. The transcript has 5 exons. The record is from RefSeq and is a predicted model, not a curated record. Gene Ontology annotation, biological process: DNA repair.